AUGGUGGCGGUGGCUGGUGGCGGUGGAUGGUGGCGGUGGAUGGUGGCGGUGGCUGGUGGCGGUGGUCGGUGGCGGUGGCUGGUGGUUGGUGGCGGUGGCUGGUGGCGGUGGUUGGUGGCUGGUGGCGGUGGCUGGUGGCGGUGGUUAGUGGCGGUGGUUGGUGGCUGGUGGCGGUGGUCGGUGGCUGGUGGCGGUGGAAGGUGGCGGUGGUUGGUGGCUGUGGUUGGUGGCGGUGGCAGUGGUUGGUGGCGGUGGUUGGUGGUGGUGGUUGAUGGCGGUGGUUGGUGGCAGUGGUUAGUGGUGGUGGUUGGUGGCGGUGGAUGUUGGUGGAUAGUGGUUGGUGGCUGGUGGCGGUGGCUGGUGGCGGUGGCUGGUGGCGGUGGCGGCGGUGGAAGGUGGCGGUGGAUGGUGGCGGUGGAUGGUGGCGGUGGUUGGUGGCGGUGGAUGGUGGCGGUGGCUGGUGGCGGUGGAUGGUGGCGGCGGCUGGUGGCGGUGGAUGGUGGCGGUGGCUGGUGGCGGUGGCUGGUGGCUGGUGGCGGUGGUUGGUGGCGGUGGAUGGUGUGGCGGUGGCUGGUGGCGGUGGCUGGUGGCGGUGGCUGGUGGCGGUGGUUGGUGGCGGUGGAAGGUGGCGGUGGUUGGUGGAUAGUGGCGGUGGUCGGUGGCGGUGGUUGGUGGCGGUGGAAGGUGGCGGUGGAAGGUGGUUGGUGGUUGGUGGCGGUGGAAGGUGGUGGUGGUUGGUGGCUGGUGGCGGUGGAAGUUGGCGGUGGUUGGUGGCUGUGGUUGGUGGCGGUUGUUAGUGGCGGUGGCCGGUGGCGGUGGUUGGUGGCGGUGGUUGGUGGCGGUGGCUGGUGGUGGUGGUUGGUGGCGGUGGUUGGUGGUGGUGGUUGGUGGUUGGUGGCGGUGGAUGGUGGUGGUGGUUGGUUGGUGGCGGUGGUUGGUGGCGGUGGAUGGUGGCGUUGGUUGGUGGCGGUGGUUGGUGGCGGUGGUUGGUGGCGGUGGAUGGUGGCGACGGUGGUUGCGCAGGUGCAGAGCCAGAGCAUGUGCUGA
Molecule: messenger RNA, 1047 nt
Organism: Knipowitschia caucasica
Lineage: Eukaryota; Metazoa; Chordata; Actinopteri; Gobiiformes; Gobiidae
Source: the annotation of a GenBank genome assembly